Hyposmocoma kahamanoa is the source of this 1427-nucleotide messenger RNA. Its product is annotated as venom serine protease Bi-VSP-like. The transcript has 4 exons. Gene Ontology annotation, molecular function: serine-type endopeptidase activity. Gene Ontology annotation, biological process: proteolysis. The annotation marks the transcript as partial. The record is from RefSeq and is a predicted model, not a curated record. Lineage: Eukaryota; Metazoa; Arthropoda; Insecta; Lepidoptera; Cosmopterigidae.
UUACGUAGUACGUCUCGGCGAACUAGACACGGCGCGCGAGGACGACGGCGCGGCGCCAAUUGACAUCCUAAUUGAGAAAAAAAUCAAGCAUGAGCUAUACGAUCGCUCUGCCUAUACCGACGACAUCGCUUUGCUCGUACUACAGAUGGCAGUCACAUUCACCGACAUGAUCCGGCCAAUUUGCAUCCCUUACCCAGCGGAACUUCGUACAAACAGCUUCGAGAACUACAACCCUCUGAUUGCUGGAUGGGGAUCUAUUGAAUUCAGAGGAGCUUCAGCCACGCAUCUCCAAGUGCUGCAAUUGCCAGUAGUGUCCAACGAUUUCUGCAAGCAAGCCUACGCGCCGUACAAGGCGCAGAAAAUCGACGAACGCGUCCUGUGUGCCGGGUACAAGCGAGGAGGAAAAGACGCCUGUCAGGGCGACAGCGGCGGACCCUUAAUGCAGCCUAUUUGGAACAGCGAAACGCAUUCGACGUACUUCUUCCAAAUCGGCGUGGUAUCUUUUGGCAAGAAAUGCGCCGAGCCUGGCUUCCCGGGUGUAUACAGUCGCGUCACGCAUUUCGUGCCCUGGAUCCAAAAGACAAUGCUCGCUAACCCUUGAUCACGGUUUUGUCUUAAGAUUGUAUUAGAAAUUACGCGUCGCCCACAUCUACGUUAAGUUGUCAUGUUUAUGAAAGAUACUGUUGAAAUAUAUAUUUUAAAUUAAGUAAAUUAAUUUAAUUAUCUAUUAUUUAGAAAAGAGGCAGUAAAUUUGUUAGAUAAAACCUGUCAAUAACGAAUUUGUUCCACUACAAUGUGAUGGUGAUACAUUCAGCUCGAAUUUGAUAACAAAUUUUUAAGUCUAAUUUGCCUAUUCCAAAAUAUAGAAUAAACUUUUUGGGUAUUACGAAAUCUUUAAAACAUGCAAACCAUUAUUCAAAAUAGGCGUAUAAAAACGUUGCAAAAGGAGUUUUUUAAGUAAGCAUUAAUAAAGUUAUCAGUAAUCUCGUUUUGCUUAACGUCGGUGUGGACGAGGUUUUAGAGUGAACCUGUAGAAUUCAAUUUGCUUUUAAUAUGCUCUCUUGGGUUAAAUGUUACGCACUUUGUACUCGUCUAGACUUAUGUUGCUAUACUCAUCAGGUUGUGUUAUGCGUAAAACGCUGAAUGACUUUCCGAAAAGGGAGGAUAAAUAUUAGCUCGUCACAAGUGCAGGUAAGUCUUGCCUCCUGGCUGUAUACUUUUUGGCGCUUUCCGCGGCCAUCUUCCGUCGAACGUUGGAGCAAACUUGAAUGAUAAAAAUUGUGAAGAUAUUAUAACAUUAUUUUUGUAUAAAAAACUUUAAGCUCUCGUCUGAUAUGUAGUUAAGUCGAAAAGCACGAACGCCAUUAGUGUUAAAUUGAAAAGUAAUUUGCCGAUGUUACUCCUCUGUAAGUAAUAUAUCUUUGGUC